AUGCUUGUACUGAGAAGUCAAGAAUGGAAAUUGAAAAAAAAACAAAGUUUGAUGAUGGGUCCUGUUGUGGAGUCACCAUAUGGCCCUGAAGUGGAACCAAGUAAGGCACCAGAAGCUAUCAGUAAUGCAGUUGCUUCUUUGCCUCCGGAACAGAUGUUUGAAUUAAUGAGGCAGAUGAAACUAUGUGUCCGUAAUAAUCCUACCGAAGCUCGCACAAUGCUCAUGAAUAAUCCACAGUUAGCAUAUGCAUUACUUCAGGCUCAGGUUGUAAUGCGGAUUAUUGAUCCAAAGACAGCUGUUCAAAUACUUCAUGGAGGACGAGAAAUUGUUGAGCCAUUGUUGCCACCUUCAGGACCACCACCUACUUCUAUGGCUCCAACAAUGAAUGGAGGACCUCCCGGUCCUCCACCGGGACCUCCUGGACCUCCUGGACCUCCAAUGCCCCCUGGUGGUCCUCCCCACCAACAAACUUACCCACACGUUUCCUCCUCCUGUUUCUGGCGGACAUGGUGUUUUCCAGGGUCCACCACCAGGACCACCACGCCACGAGGCCAUUCCUUCCCAGCUGGUGACUUUGAUAUGCGGCAAACAAUGAAUGUACCUCCACGGGGUCCACCUCCCCAAGGCAAUGAUCAGGACAUGAGACUAGCACCUCCUGGAAUGGGUGGUCCUCCUCCCCCACAUCCCCAUGAAAACUUUGGUGGGCCACCUCAUGACUUUGAGAACAGACUUUCUUUCUCAGAUGAUACUGUUAAAGAAGAACUAAAACCUGGCAAUAAUUUGGACCAGCAGACCCCAAGGCUCUUUGAAGUCAAGCUACUAGAACAAUGGUGGUGCAUGCAGGAAGCUGCAGAGUACAAGGUUCAGCAGUGA
Messenger RNA from Macrobrachium nipponense, 873 nucleotides. RefSeq names its product cleavage stimulation factor subunit 2-like. Gene Ontology annotation, molecular function: mRNA binding. The record is from RefSeq and is a predicted model, not a curated record. Bases 1 to 873 code for a protein of 290 amino acids. The transcript is spliced from 6 exons. Gene Ontology annotation, cellular component: mRNA cleavage and polyadenylation specificity factor complex. Lineage: Eukaryota; Metazoa; Arthropoda; Malacostraca; Decapoda; Palaemonidae.